Messenger RNA from Oreochromis niloticus (Nile tilapia), 3169 nucleotides. RefSeq names its product zinc finger BED domain-containing protein 4. The transcript has 5 exons. NCBI's taxonomy places the organism in Eukaryota, Metazoa, Chordata, Actinopteri, Cichliformes, Cichlidae. The record is from RefSeq and is a predicted model, not a curated record. The coding region runs from base 454 to 2568 and encodes 704 amino acids. Gene Ontology annotation, molecular function: protein dimerization activity.
AGCAGUUUCACUGGGGACAGCCGAACAUUACCGGGAACUACCGAAAUGGGAACCGAAAGUCCCGUUUAUUGUGUGUACUUCCUGGUCCAAUUAUAAUACUCCCUAUAUGCCUCCGUGAAACGCAGCGCUUGCGUCCGAACGACGGAUGGGAGCGCAGAAACAACGGAUGUGGCCUCAGUGUUAUUAUUGAUGUGUCCAGACAUCCGCAGCAGACUGUGCAGCCUGAUCGUGGCCAAUUUUGGACGUGCGAGCGACGCAACUCCUGCUCGAAAUACAAUUUUUCUUUUGUCUGCGCAACUGGGAGCAACAUAUGUGAUGUGUGAUAAGGGAUUGGGAAGUAAACACUCAGGCCUGCGCUCAUGAUCAGAGGCGAGGUGAGAUUGAUACCUCGGACUCAGAUUGCCCUUGAUUCCAAGUUGAUUUCACUCCGGAGCGGAGGAACUGUCUGCUCCAAUGGCGUCAGUUUCCAAGGUCUCUAUUCUGGAUUACUUUAACAUUGUGUUCGAAGGGGAAAAUGGGAAAAUCGAGUCCAACUGUAAGGCUUGUGGCACCAGGAUCCAGGCGAAACGGAGCGUCACGUCCAACUUCGUAACGCACCUUAAGCGUAAGCACCAGGCUAUGUAUGAUGACUUUGUCAAAAGGAAGGAUAUGAAGAGAGAGGGUUACUCCUCUGCUUCCCUGCACAGUUUCAACGCCAAUGGAGGGAAUACCCGCUACACACUCCCUGUUAGUGCUGGAGUGGGAGGAGGAGGUGGAGGAGUAGCAGGUGGAGUUGUUGGAGGAAUGGGAACUCUUGAGGGAGGAGUAGGAGGAGGCUCUGGAGGAGGGGUGACCAAAUUUGACAGACAUGAUCCACGUCAGGUUCUGAUUUCUGAGGCUAUAGCUAAGAUGAUUGUGCGUGAUCUCCAGCCAGUGUCCAUAGUGGAAAAUCAAGGCUUCAGAGAGUUGCUUCAGCUCCUGGAGCCACGUUACACCCCUGAGCCCCAGCAUUACAUCCAAAGCCAACUUCUUCCAGCCUACGCCUACCAGGCCCAGCUGGCCACCCGUCAGGCCUUGGCCUCAGCACACGCCCUUAGCCUCAGCCUGGAUCUCUGGAGAGGAUUAUCUGGAGUCACUUCAGGGUACCUUGGUGUCACCUGCCAUUUUCUUACAUCUGAGUGGCAAAUGCGCUCAGCUCUCCUGGCAUGCCUUCCACUGACUGGUGGCAGCUCUGGGAAUCGCAUACUUUCCGAAUUUGACGAAGUAUGUCACUCUCAUGGCGUGUCAGGCAGAGCAUUUCGUGUUGUGGCAGACCCUCUCCUGCCGACGAGAGCAAGCGGAAAGCCGUGCUGCCUUCCUGGUUUUCUGCUUUCACCUCCUCUCGGUAACGGCCAAGAUGGAAAUGAUGAAGAAGAGGUGGACAGUAGUAACGAUGUGGAGCAAGGGAUCAGGAAUGGCCACGGUGACGCUGGAGAAGAAGGAGAAUGGGAAUACACAUGGGAGCAGGGUUUGGGCGUUUCUCGGGUGGACUGUUUCUCUCGCUCUCUUGAACAGUGUGUCAGGGAAGGGCUGCGCUCCUGUCCACAGCUCUCGUCCACACUGGCAAAGGCAGCCUGUUUCUACAACUACAUUACCUCUGCCGUCCCACCUGAGAAGCUCAGCCAAGUGUUCGAUGGUCCAGGGUUGAUGAUGGGGGGACAAGGAAAUUUCCCAGAGGCAGCACAAGACUGGGCUGCUCAGCUUAAGGUCCUUCGGCGGCUGCUGGACUCUGUGGAUUUCCUGGAGGAGAUGAGUGGUCCAGGGGAACUGGGGCUGGGUGGUACAGAGAGAGCCCUGCUGAGGGAGUUCACGGACACUUUGGAGCCCUUCACUGAGGCCUGGGAUAUGGUGCACGGAGACAGACAAGCAGACGCACAGACAGACAGACAUGUGUCUAUCAGUCUCGCUCUGCCUUGUGUUCUCGGCCUCCGCAAGCAUCUCUCCGAGACCUCCACCCCCCACUGCCCCUCCUUGGUUGUGGGCCUCAGCCAGGCUGUAGAGCGUCUUCUUGCGCCUAUCCUGGAGAACCCCCUCUACAUCACUGCCACCACCCUGGACCCCCAGUUCAAACUUACUUGGAGCAGUAACCCUGACUGGCACAGACAAGUUAUCAUAGAGGAGGUAUCCAAACACUCCACAGCCUCCAGCCCCGUAAAUCUCAACACAGACCUUCAUCCACAGUCCCACACUCCUCCUGCCCCAGCUCCAUCACCGAUCUCCUCACUUUCUCGUCCCUGCAAGUUGUUCUCUUUCAUCAAGCAGAGACCCACAACACAGGCCAAGAGCCUAGAACAGGAAUUGGCUAUCUACCUACGUGAGGAACCCACAGACGAGGAGGCUUUGCACUACUGGCGACGUAAAGCUAUUGACUUCCCUCUGCUUGCCCAGGUGGCCAAGAGAGCUUUUACCAUACCUGUUUGUGGUACUGUGGUGGAGAGCAUUUUCACUACAGCUGGACGCUUUCUGCUGCCAGAGAGAGGCUGUGUCUUACCAAAGAACCUGGAGACGCUCAUCUACCUCAAAGCCAACUACAGAUUAUUAUGGACUUAGAGCUCUUUCUUUACACUUGCAGUAAAGUAACUUCUUGGAUUCUAACCUCUAUACCCUUCUAAGGGAAACUGAGCUAGCACGAUAACAUAAUCCUCAUACUGCACAUGAUUUCAUAUCAGAUAGAAUGAAUCACCAAGAAGAAUUUCAGAGCUGCAACUCAUUUUAAUCCUCAAGAUCGGUUUUGCCGGCUACAGUGGGCGUGGAUGGCUGUCUGCUUACCCUCGUAGCCUACAGACUAUCGUACCACAUGCUGCGGACUGAGUUUGCUGGAAGCAGAUCAAUACUAAAGCAUUUACUUUGACAUUAUUUUGCCUGAUCAGGGUCUCCAGACAACCACAGAUCUCCCUCUUUCUCAUGUAUCCAUCAGUCAACACUGAAAAACCAACAAUAACCAGCUAGUCACGUUUUGCACACUGUAGCAACUCAUGGUUUUUUUUAGCCUUAGGUUGUGAUUCAUUAUUUCGAUGCUAUUUUUAAAGGAAGACAUCAACUGCUCAACAGUAUGUUAAUGCACCGUUCAAUCUUUGUUUUAACUAUGUGUGUGUGUGUAUGUGUGCCUCAUCACUGGGAGAUGAUAAUAAAUUAGUUUCACUUACUUUAA